Telopea speciosissima is the source of this 822-nucleotide messenger RNA. RefSeq names its product coproporphyrinogen-III oxidase 2, chloroplastic. Lineage: Eukaryota; Viridiplantae; Streptophyta; Magnoliopsida; Proteales; Proteaceae. The transcript is spliced from 3 exons. Gene Ontology annotation, molecular function: coproporphyrinogen oxidase activity. Gene Ontology annotation, cellular component: chloroplast stroma; cytoplasm. The record is from RefSeq and is a predicted model, not a curated record. The coding region runs from base 16 to 822 and encodes 268 amino acids.
UGAACAUCUCCACCAAUGCCGACGUCAAUUAUGUCUACUUCUUCCAGUAUCAUUCAUCAUCUUUCUCCUCCUAUUACCUCUUGUUCUUUUUCGUCUUCUUCCACCCUUAGAGGCAUCUUUCUCUCUUUCUUCCCCAGAAAUCCAUCUAUGAAAACACCUCUAUCGAUGAACAAACGAACCAACUUAAGCGUCCGAUCAGCAGUAGCCAUUGAGAAAGAGACUCCACAGGAUGAACGCCCAGAUACAUUUCUCCGUGAAUCCGAUGGUCCAUCGUCCUCCGUUAGGGCUCGCUUCGAGAAAAUGAUCAGAGAUGCUCAAGAUGAUGUCUGCACGGCCAUAGAGGCCGUGGAUGGCGGCGGCAAGUUCAAGGAAGAUGUGUGGUCGAGGGCCGGCGGUGGUGGCGGUAUCAGCAGAGUUUUGCAGGACGGUUGGGUGUGGGAGAAAGCUGGUGUUAAUGUGUCUGUUGUGUAUGGAAUGAUGCCCCCUGAAGCUUAUAGAGCUGCCAGGGGUGAGAAUGCGGUGGAGAAGCCCGGCCCUGUACCCUUUUUCGCAGCCGGAAUCAGUUCGGUUUUGCACCCUAAGAACCCUUUUGCGCCAACUUUACACUUUAACUAUCGGUACUUUGAAACAGAUGCUCCAAAAGAUGCUCCUGGAGCACCUAGACAGUGGUGGUUUGGUGGAGGCACUGAUUUGACUCCUGCCUAUAUCUUCGAGGAGGAUGUCAAACACUUUCAUACGGUAUAUACACAUGAUACAUUGAGUGCUUUGGGGGUUUGCUACUUUUCACCCCAAUAUCCUAUGAUCUUCUUGUUAAAAUAUUAG